GAAUUUAACAUUGAUUUGCGUGUAAUGGGCAUACUUGGCUCAAAGUCAAUGCUCCUCAGUGAUGUGGGUAUUGACUUAGCAAGGUGGAAAGAACUUCGAGAGGAAAGAGGAGAAGUGGCUGAUUUGGAAAAAUUUGUUCAACACAUGCAUGGAAAUCAUUUUAUACCAAACAUGGCAUUAGUGGACUGCACAGCUGAUUCUGCCAUUGUUGGCUAUUACUAUGAUUGGUUGCACAAAGGAAUACAUGUAGUUACCCCCAAUAAGAAAGCAAAUUCAGGACUACUUGAUCAGUACAAGGUAAUUUGGAGAUUCCUAUCUUUUCUUCAGCGUGUUCAUGCAGCACGUCCUAGUAACUCCAACUCACUCACUUUUCUCGUAACAGUUCUCCUGUUAUUCAUGAUUCUGAACUCUCACCAGAUGUCACCAAAUUUUCUGCUCUGGCUUGUGCUUGGUGUUUUCUUUAUGGCUACAAUGCUAAGGAUGUAUGCAACAUGUCAACAGCUUCAAGCACAGGCCCAAGCUCAUGCAGCAGCAGCCAGUGGCCUUCUUGGCCACAUAGAACUACGGUUGCAUAUGCCGCCAUCAAUAGCACUUGCAAGCCGAGGGCGUUUGCAGGGUCCUAGACUUCAACUGGCACUUCUUGUGAGAGUUUGAUG
Cicer arietinum (chickpea) is the source of this 656-nucleotide messenger RNA. Its product is annotated as E3 ubiquitin-protein ligase SDIR1-like. The record is from RefSeq and is a predicted model, not a curated record. Lineage: Eukaryota; Viridiplantae; Streptophyta; Magnoliopsida; Fabales; Fabaceae. Gene Ontology annotation, molecular function: ubiquitin protein ligase activity; NADP binding; homoserine dehydrogenase activity. Gene Ontology annotation, biological process: aspartate family amino acid biosynthetic process; L-homoserine biosynthetic process; ubiquitin-dependent protein catabolic process.